This is a messenger RNA of Diatraea saccharalis (sugarcane borer), 3445 nucleotides long. Lineage: Eukaryota; Metazoa; Arthropoda; Insecta; Lepidoptera; Crambidae. The record is from the annotation of a GenBank genome assembly.
GCAGUCGGUGCUCGUACGUGGCGCGUGCUGGUCGUCUGCGCCUCGGUUUUUGUGACGUAGUGUUAUGAUAGUCUAUGAGUUGUUCGAACAAAUCGUGAAAUCAAAAUGAAAGUGGACAAGGAGUUGAGUAUUGCGGGUCCAGUGGACAAUAAGCCUAUUUUGUCCGACAGGAAGGGCAGCUUGAAGGUGACCAUUACUCCGGCUCAGCACAAGACCCUUACGCACCUUCCGAAGAGGCCGCCAGUAGAUUUGGCCUUCACUGACCUGACUUACAGGGUGCAGGAGGGCAGGAAAAGCAAUGUCAAGACUAUUCUCAAAUCGGUGUCCGGUCGGCUCCGAUCCGGCGAACUUACGGCCAUCAUGGGUCCGUCCGGCGCCGGAAAGUCCACACUACUUAAUAUUCUUACAGGAUACAGGACCUCAGGAAUGGAAGGAAGCAUCACAGUGAACGGUAUGGAGCGAAACCUUUCCAGUUUCCGGAAGCUCUCCUGCUACAUCAUGCAAGACAAUCAGCUCCAUGGCAACUUGACUGUGGAGGAAGCUAUGUCGGUAGCUACUGCCUUGAAAUUGCCGAGUGCUACCACUUGGGCAGACAAGCAGGAAGUGAUACAAGAAAUUCUCGAAACCCUCGGCCUGUCGGAGCACCACAAAACUAUGACUUCCAACUUGUCAGGUGGCCAGAAGAAGCGAUUGUCUAUCGCAUUAGAGUUAGUGAAUAAUCCACCGAUCAUGUUCUUCGACGAGCCUACCUCCGGGCUGGACAGUUCCUCGUGUUUCCAAUGCAUCUCGUUACUGAAGACACUGGCGAGAGGUGGACGGACCAUAAUCUGCACUAUUCACCAGCCGUCUGCCCGGCUGUUCGAGAUGUUCGAUCAUUUAUACACUCUGGCUGAUGGGCAAUGCGUCUACCAGGGUAGCACUGGUUGCUUGGUUGACUGGUUGGGCAGCCUCAGUCUGCAAUGUCCCGCGUAUCACAAUCCAGCAUCUUUCAUCAUCGAAGUGUCCUGCGGCGAGUACGGCGACAAUACAGGGAAACUGGUACGGGCUAUCGACAACGGCAAGCAUGAUAUCAGGGCUGGCCACCCGUUCCCGAAGAGCAAAGUCCCGGACUACAACAACAAACGGGACAUGGAGAUGUCCCUAUCUGUGGAGAAGAACAAGAACGAUCUCUCACAAAUCCAGGAAAAAUUCACAGACGGAAACCGGGACUCGAACGGGAACGGCAAUUUGCAAAACGGGAUACUGCAGUUCGCCGCCAACGAAAUAUCCAAAGGCAAAGGUGAACCGUUAGUGCUCCAGAUGGAGGAGAAGCAGGACAACGUGGAGGUGGCGCUGUUGGGCAGCGAGGCGUCGCCGCGCCGGUACGCCACCUCCGAGUUCAAGCAGUUCUGGGUGGUGCUCAAGAGGACGCUACUGUUCAGCAGGAGGGACUGGACUCUGAUGUACUUGCGUCUGUUCGCUCACAUCCUGGUGGGCUUCCUGAUCGGCGCGUUGUACUACGAUAUCGGCGACGACGGCUCUAAAGUGUUGUCAAACCUCGGUUUCCUGUUCUUCAACAUGCUCUUCCUCAUGUACACCUCCAUGACCAUCACUAUACUCAGCUUUCCCCUGGAGAUGCCGGUGCUAGUGAAGGAACAUUUCAACAGAUGGUACUCGCUCAGAUCAUACUAUCUGGCCAUCACAGUAUCUGAUAUACCGUUCCAGGCAAUAUUCUGCGUGAUAUACGUGGUGAUAGUGUACCUGCUGACGUCACAGCCGCCCGUCUUGUUCAGGUUCACGAUGUUCCUGUCCUCAUGCUUACUCAUCUCCUUCGUCGCCCAAAGCGUCGGAUUAGUAGUAGGUGCCGCUAUGAAUGUACAGAACGGCGUGUUCCUGGCGCCGGUGAUGUCGGUACCGUUCUUAUUGUUCAGCGGCUUCUUCGUAUCGUUUAACGCGAUCCCCAAGUACUUGCGAUGGAUCACGUACCUGUCGUACAUCCGGUACGGGUUCGAGGGGACCGCUCUGGCCACAUACUCGUUCAACAGGCCCAAGCUGCAGUGCCACCAGGUGUAUUGCCACUUCAAGAAUCCCGAAACUACGCUGGAAGAGCUGGACAUGCAGGACGCGGACUUCGGACUGGACAUCGCCGCCCUCUGUCUCAUAUUCGUGGUGCUUAGAAUUUCAGCAUUCCUGUUCCUACGCUGGAAACUCAAGGCCACCAGAUAAGCCUUAAAUUUAUUCACAUAAAGACUAAAUUUCCAAGACAGGUUAAGUAGUCGCUUGGAAGUUUGUAAAACUGAUUCUUGUUAAAUUAGGUAUUUAUUUUUCUAAGGCUCAAAUUGUAAAGUGUGAUAUUUCUAUAUCACACUUUAAGUAUUUUAAUUUUUGUUUCAUAAAGUAAAAAGUCACAAAAUGUAAUUACUUUAUUGUAAUCAAUUGAACAGAGUUUUGAUGAAAAUGAUUAAACAAACUUUUUUUUAUAUAAGUUUUAAAAACUUUCAAGCGGAUUGUAGUUAGUUACCUAUAAAUUAUAUGUGAUAGUUGGUGUUAAUGUUCGAAUAAUAUAUUUACUAAGUUUAUUCCAAAUAGUAUAUUAAUGUAUACAUAUGUAAUUAUAUACAGAAAAUAUAGACAUAGACAGUGUAAUCAUGAUACGGGGAUGCGAGAUGCAAAGAUUAUUUUAUUAUAAUAUAUUUUGAAGAAAAAAAGUACUACUUUCUCAUAAAUAUUAAUAGUAUUCAUACACGUAACGAUAUACUUGUGCUAGUUUAGAUUUGUACAAGCAUACAGUAACGUGCGUUUGAACAUUACUACGCAAAUUUCUAGACUCGCUAAAUAAUGUGCACUUGUGCAAGUCUUAACUUGCACAAGAAUAUUAGUACGUGUAUGACUACCAUAAUAUUUUUCCAUCGUUAGAAUUUAGAUUAUUAAUUUAUUUAUAAAGAGAUUCAUUUUAAAAAUUAUCCCUCAUAACGUGAAUAUCUUGAACAAAACCUACAUAAGUGAUAAAUAAUAUGGACUGUUAAGAUUCGUUAAUAAAAUUGGUGCUAUGAUAAUGCCUUGGGAUUUACAAAUAGAAUAAAACAAAUACAAUAUAAUAGGAAAAAAAAGAUUAUAUAAAACUGCACUAUUUUGUCUGAAUAUUGCCAAUUUAAUAAAUAAAGCUACUGUAGAUAAUAUAACUGGACAAUACUUAUAUAGAUUUGUUAUCGUUCGUUUGAAAAUAGACAAGCAGACAUAAAAUUCGAAUUCCGAUCGUUUGUAAAUGCAGAAAAUUAUAAAAUUGUAGAUCUUUCUGAAAAUGUCAUAUGUGUAUUGAUGUCCUGUUAUUGAAGUAAUGUAGGUAGUGUUAUAUGAAUGUUGCUCAUUUUCUCCGUCGUCUUGCCUUUUGGCUUGCCUUAUGUAUGUCCAUUAUACCCUAUAUUUAAGUAUAAUUAUGAAAAGAAUCAAAAAUAAAAACCUAUUU